Messenger RNA from Acipenser ruthenus (sterlet), 3970 nucleotides. RefSeq names its product POU domain, class 2, transcription factor 2. Gene Ontology annotation, molecular function: DNA-binding transcription factor activity, RNA polymerase II-specific; RNA polymerase II cis-regulatory region sequence-specific DNA binding. Gene Ontology annotation, cellular component: nucleus. Bases 1803 to 3854 code for a protein of 683 amino acids. Lineage: Eukaryota; Metazoa; Chordata; Actinopteri; Acipenseriformes; Acipenseridae. The record is from RefSeq and is a predicted model, not a curated record. Gene Ontology annotation, biological process: regulation of transcription by RNA polymerase II. The transcript is spliced from 16 exons.
UUCUCUCUCGUUUUUCUGUUUCUCUCUUAGCAGGGGGUUUCUAAAGGACAACCAAAUGGUCACUUUUGAAAUGCCGUCGUAUGGAAGCUGGCUGUCAAAUGAGGGAGGGAAGGCGAGAGAGCGUAAGAGAGGGGAGGGCAGGGAGGUAGGGGGGACGACAGUACACUAGAGUUGUCUGUUUAGGGAAAAAGAUUCAUUGUUAGCAGAAAGGAAAGCAAGCCGACAGACAGACAGGAGGCAGGCAGGCAGGCAGGCAGGCAGGCUUUUGCGGCUUUUACUUCUAAAAAUAAAGAAAUGAUCAAUAAUAUUAAUGGUAAUCAUAAUUACCAUAACAACAGUAUUAAUAAAUAUUAAUAAUAGGUAGGAACUUAGAAAAAUCACUGGUUUAAUAGAGACACGUUUCCAAUGCAAAUGCAGAGUGAGGAUUCUUGUAAAAUGGUAUGAAAGCUUUUUUUUUAUGGUUUAGUUUGUUUUUCUGGAGACAGUGAAGUGCAUUGUAAUGUAAGCUCGGCUAGCGCAAUAUACUGUGUGUGUGUCUCAGCGUGUGUGUGACCGAGAGAGAGGGGCAGUCAGGCAGCUAGGCGUGCAUUUUAAUAUUUAAUAUUUAAAUCAGAUUUUAACAAUCGUUGCGUCAGAUUUUAAUAAUACUGAAAAUAAAUAUACAAAAAUAUCUGAAGGGGGGGCGGGUAUUUUAUUUUUCUCUUUAUGCUGCAUUUUUCAUGUGUAUACAUUUGUAUACGUUGAAUAUACAUUUCCGAGUCUCUAUAUAUUUAUGUAUAUGGAUUGGGAGGAGAGAGAGGGAGAGAGUGUGAGACAGAGUCUUUGCUUAGUACGUAGAGGUAUUGAUUUUUUCCAUUGAUUGCGAUGUUUAGACUAAAGAUUUUCUAUUUAAAAAAAUCUAUAUAAUAAUAAUCUGUCACUGCCAUGCGCUCUAUAACUGUAUUACUAAAACGACUGCGUUAAACCAACAGAUAUACCAAAAAAAUACAAAGAAACCAAAAAGUACAUCUAAAUAUAUAUAUAUGUAUAUAUAUAUACAAAAUUAUAUCCAGAUCUCAAAUAUAUAUAUAUACAUAUUUCAUAUCUUUCUUUCUUUCUUUUUUUAACGGGUUUAUUAUUUUUUUUUUACCGCGUUUUACGGUUUUUUGUUAAAGGUUGAAUAAAGAAAGAAAGAAAGAAAGAAAGAAAGAAAGAAAGAAAGAAAGAAAGAAAGUCUACAUUUCUUGUUGUUUUAAUAAAAAUAAAUGUAUUUUUUAUUUAUUAAUGAUCGCCAAAGCCGAUGGUGACUCGGGUCAACGCUAUUAAUCACAGCCAACAACAAAAAAAAAAAAAAACCGAGGAGACGGGAAAGAAAGGGGCAAAUCUAAAAGCCAGAAUCCGCACUCUGCUAGCCCAACAGCUGCCGUGUCCAUCUCUUUGUCUGCUCGCCUCCCCGUACCAGUCCGAAGCGAGCCUGCGGUUCUGUUUCUCAAAUCCCUGCUGUCGGGUGGCGGCGUUUCGUUUUCCUUUGCCAAAGAUCUGCUAAUGCUAACUGGGACUGCUUCUCCUUCUACUUCAUCAUCUUCUCUUCAGGGAUUGAGAAGAUUCACAAGACGUCUGCACCAUCCUGUGUGAUUUUCCUGUCCUUUUAACACCUGCACCGCCGAUAUACUAAACAAGGAGCGGCGGAUGCGGCUUGUCGCUACCCGAAAUACGACAGACUUCAUCUGUUAAGCGUUUUAGAGACACAGAGAGAGAGAGAGACGGAGGACGAGAGAGAGAAGGAAUCCCAGUACCGCUGUUCGGUCCAGCCAGGCUCCAGUAUGUUCGUGCCCCUGCCGGUCCCGUUCGUGUUCCAGCGAGCCUCCUCCGAAGUGGCAGGAUGGCGUCUCAAGCCUCCGACAGCCUUCCGAGCGGCGGCGGCAGCAAACGAAGUAAGAAUGUCGAAGCCAGCGGACAUUGAGAAGUUGGGAUCCGAUGCCUCACAGCGAGAGAGCAUGGACACAGAGAGGAAUGAUCCAGACCCUAAUCAUCAGGUGCAGUCUAUGAAAGCCAGCCCUUUCUCACUGUCCCCCACACUCUCCAGCACUAAGAUCAAGGCUGAGGACUCCAGCGAAAUGUCCCAGGCGCCCCCCCCUCCCCCCACCCAGCCCCCCCUCUCGCAAGCACACCUCCCCCAGGCGCAGCUCAUGCUGGCUGGGAGCCAGCUAGCCGGGUUGACGGCUCUCUUGCCCGCACAGCAGCAGCUCUUGUUGCAGCAGGCUCAAGCGCAGCUCCUGGCUGCAGCGGUGCAGCAGUCCAAUGCAGCCGCAGCCGCGCAUGCAGCCAAUCAGCAGCAGCAGCAGCAAAACAGCAGCGAGCAGACAAGCAACCCUCCACCCCAACUCACCCUGUCUCAGCCAAUCCAGCUCACUGCCCAAGAUAUCCAGCAGUUGCUGCAGCUCCAGCAGCUGGUCCUGGUCCCUGGGCAUCCUCUGCAAUCACCUGCACAGUUCCUCCUGCCACAGGCACAGCAAGGACAGCAAGGCCUGCUAACGACACCAAAUCUAAUUCCACUACCUCAGCAAAACCAGGGGGGGCUCCUGUCCCCCCCUCCCAGACUCAGCCUCCCCACACAGCAGCACGCUCACAGCCAGGUCAGUAAGUGUGCGGAGAGCCAGUCCUCCUCCGGGGGCCACAAUGAGGAGCCCAGCGACCUGGAGGAGCUCGAGCAGUUCGCUCGCACCUUCAAACAGCGGCGCAUCAAACUGGGCUUCACUCAGGGUGAUGUGGGGCUGGCGAUGGGCAAGCUGUACGGGAACGACUUCAGCCAGACGACCAUCUCUCGCUUUGAAGCGCUGAACCUGAGCUUCAAGAACAUGUGCAAACUGAAACCACUGCUGGAGAAGUGGCUCAACGACGCAGAGACCAUGUCGAUGGACACCACUCUCCCGAGUCCCAAUCACCUCAGCAGCCCCCCGCUGUGUGGGUUCGAGGGGCUGCCCGGCCGUCGCAGGAAGAAGCGCACCAGCAUCGAGACCAACGUCCGCGUGGCCUUAGAGAGGGCCUUUAUAGCGAAUCAGAAGCCGACCUCCGAGGAGAUCCUGCUGAUGGCAGAGCAGCUCACGAUGGAGAAGGAGGUGAUCCGCGUGUGGUUCUGCAACCGGCGCCAGAAAGAGAAGCGCAUCAACCCAGCCAGCGCCACCCCUCCCCUCCCCAGCCAGCCAGCCACCCCGCACAAACCCCCCUGCUACAGCCCGCACAUGAUUUCCAGCCAUGGAUUGUCACAGGCUGUCAGCAGCCUCAGCACAACAGUGACUACAAUGUCUUCGGGUAUGGGCUCUUUAGCUCAGAGUGUGAUUAGCUCAGCCCCCUCUCCUGUGACUCCUCCCCCAAACAGCAACAACAGCACAAGCAUCAGCCCCCACAGCCACAACCCCCUGGGCCUGCCGGGCAUGAACCCCAACACAGGGAGCACAAUGUUGGGUGUCAAUGCAGGGAUAAACCAAGCCCUAAUGGCUAACAACCCCCUGGCCACCAUACAAGCCCUGGCAGCCACUGGUGGGCAGCUGUCUCUUUCCAGCCUUGACGGGAGUGCCAGCCUGGUCCUGAGCAGUGGCGCUGGCACAGCCGGCACUCAGAGCAUCGUCUCCUCUCCUCUGUUCCUGAACCAUGGCGGGCUGCCCCUCCUCGGCUCCAGCCCCGGCGUGGGAUUGAUGGCCGCAGCCGUGGCCGCCAAAGCCGCAGCCGCAUCACUUCCUGCCAUGAGCUCCGCCUCUUCCUGCUCCUCCACUUCCUCUGCCUCUUCCUCCAGCAGCGAGUCAGCACAGAGCCCGCCUAUUCUUGGAAUGGGAGGAGUCUCCGCCUCCGAAGGGGCGGGAGCUAAGGCGGAGUGAGCACGCCCCCCUCCUACUCCUCCUCCCCCCGUCGUUGGUUUCUUCAGAACUCCGCCCAUUUUCAUUUUCUACAGCAAAAAAAAACACCCAAAGAAUUUUUUUUUUUUUUUUUUUUU